Messenger RNA from Aspergillus terreus NIH2624, 942 nucleotides. It is a transcript of the gene tpcK, whose product is annotated as decarboxylase tpcK. The coding region runs from base 1 to 942 and encodes 313 amino acids. The record is from RefSeq and is a predicted model, not a curated record. The transcript has 3 exons. Lineage: Eukaryota; Fungi; Ascomycota; Eurotiomycetes; Eurotiales; Aspergillaceae. Gene Ontology annotation, molecular function: oxidoreductase activity.
AUGAAGCUGGAACAGUGCAUUGUUGGUAGGGACCAUACAGACCCACGUAAAUGGCACCAUGGUGAUGGUCGUGACGGCCGCGAGCACCGGACGGCCCCAGGGCUGGUGGGCGGCUCGCUUGCGGGCCGCGACCCACCCGUGGAGCGCGCACGUGGCGACGGCGAUGGUGGGCAUGAGUUUAUGUCCGUAGUCGUAGAGGGAGGCGAACUGCGCGAGCAGUUGCUCGGAUUGCGUAUUGGUAUCGAGGAAGACCGGCACCGCGACGAGCGACAGGCCCAUCAUCGCCCCUACCGCCGGUCCACCCGAUGCACAGCGGGCAGUUUAUAUAUCGGUGACUUCAUCGCAGGCAGGACGACCGUCGUCGGGGCGAUUGGAGCCGGACCACCCUCGCAGCGUCGUUUCGCCUUCCCCGAAGUGAACGACUGUGGUCCGAGCAGCAAUAUAUUUGCAAAAUGCUGUGCCCCUGGGACCAUUCUUUUCGGCAAUAUCUUUGAUCUCCCAAAUUUCCCAAGAAUGAGCGACGUGCGAGCAGGGUCCAACGACCCGCCCGGCAAAUAUCUCUGUCUGACCAUCUGCGGCUAUCGGAAACCGGGCAUGAGCGAGGAGGACUACCGACACCAUAUGACUAAGAUCUCGGCCCCGAUGACCAAAGACCUGAUGGUCAAGUAUGGCAUCAAGCGGUGGACCAUGAUCCAUAGUCCCGCCGUCACUCGAACGUUGAUGGACCAGCUCUACGAUUCACAAAUGGUCAACCUGGCCGACUUUGACUGCUUUAGCCAGGUUGUGUUCAAGAGCGUGGAGGACUAUAAGCGAAUGAAAGAGGAUCCGUAUUAUAAAGAACACUUGUUCAAAGACCAUGAGCACUUUGCCGAUACGAAGAAGAGCCUGUUCGUGCAUUUCAUGCCUCUGCCUCCGCCCCUUGGACCGUGUCCCGGUAGCUGA